Helianthus annuus (common sunflower) is the source of this 561-nucleotide messenger RNA. RefSeq lists its product as uncharacterized. Bases 1 to 561 code for a protein of 186 amino acids. The transcript has a single exon. The record is from RefSeq and is a predicted model, not a curated record. Gene Ontology annotation, molecular function: nucleic acid binding; zinc ion binding. NCBI's taxonomy places the organism in Eukaryota, Viridiplantae, Streptophyta, Magnoliopsida, Asterales, Asteraceae.
AUGGCCAGGAAUGAUAUUAGGAUAGGGGUGCCAGAAGAAUUGGUUGAUGAAGUGUAUUGGUUAUCCACAUGGAAGAAGGUUUAUGAAAAUGUGAUUAAUCCAAUUCCCGAGCCUGAGAAUUGGAUACCCUCACAAUGCCCCACCAAACUUCUGCCUACCAAACACCAUAAGCAGGUUGGGAGGCCACAAAAGAAGAGGAAGAAAUCAGUUGGUAAGGUUGAAGUUGAAGCUCAUUUUGAUAGUGAGGGAAAAAUGACCAGGAAGGGCUAUACAACCAAGUGUAGCAAGUGUGGAAAUUUGGGACACAACAGUAGGACAUGCAAGGGCCAGGGUGGGGAGAAUGUGGAGAAUGUUGUACAUGCACCAAGUGAGAAUGUGGAGAAUGUUGUACAUGCACCAAGUGAGAAUCAAGUUGCAGGUGGAGAAAACAAAACCAGGAAGAAGUGUAGCAAGUGUGGAAGCUUGGGUCACAACAGUAGGACAUGCAAGGGCCAGGGAGGGGAGAAUGUUCAAGAAUCUCAAACUGUAUCACAAGGUGCACCAAGUGAGACUGAAGCUUAG